AUGGAGCCCUUCUGUCCGCUCCUGCUGGCGGGUGUUAGCUUGCCGCUCGCCAAGGCCCUCAAGGGCAACGAGACCACCCCGGCGGUCAGCAACUGGAACUCGACGACCUCAGGCCCUCCUGACCCCCGCGCGCCCCAGCCCCUGCUGGCCUGGCUGCUGUUGCCGUUGUUGCUCUUCAUCCUCCUUCUGCUCCUCGCCGCCUACUUCUUCAGGUUCAGGAAGCAGAGGAAAGCUGUGGUCAGCACCAAUGACAAGAAGAUGCCCAACGGAAUCCUGGAAGAACAAGAGCAGCAACGAGUGAUGCUUCUCAGCAGGUCCCCCUCCGGGCCCAAGAAGUACUUUCCCAUCCCCUUGGCGCACCUGGAGGAGGAGAUCCGCGUCCGCUCAGCAGAUGACUGCAAACGCUUUCGGGAGGAGUUCAAUUCGUUGCCAUCUGGACACAUACAAGGAACUUUUGAACAGGCCAAUAAAGAAGAAAACAGAGAAAAAAACAGAUAUCCCAACAUCCUUCCCAAUGAUCAUUCCAGGGUGAUUUUGAGCCAAGUGGAUGGAAGCCCCUGUUCAGACUACAUCAAUGCUUCCUACAUAGAUGGUUACAAAGAGAAGAAUAAAUUCAUCGCAGCUCAAGGCCCCAAACAGGAAACGGUGAAUGACUUCUGGAGAAUGAUCUGGGAACAGAAGUCUGCCACCAUCGUCAUGUUGACGAACCUAAAAGAAAGGAAAGAGGAGAAGUGCUCCCAGUAUUGGCCGGACCAGGGAUGCUGGACCUAUGGAAACAUCCGUGUGUGCGUGGAGGACUGCGUGGUUCUGGUAGAUUACACCAUCCGGAAAUUCUGCAUACAGUCCCAGCUCCCCGACGGCUGCAAAGCCCCACGGCUCAUCUCCCAGCUGCACUUCACCAGCUGGCCGGACUUUGGAGUGCCUUUCACCCCCAUCGGGAUGCUGAAGUUCCUGAAGAAAGUGAAGGCCCUCAACCCUGCCCACGCCGGGCCCAUAGUGGUCCACUGUAGCGCCGGCGUGGGCCGGACGGGCACCUUCGUAGUGAUCGAUGCCAUGAUGGACAUGAUGCACGCCGAGCAGAAGGUCGAUGUCUUUGAGUUUGUGUCCAGAAUUCGCAACCAGCGCCCUCAGAUGGUUCAAACAGAUAUGCAGUACACGUUCAUCUACCAAGCCUUGCUGGAGCACUACCUCUACGGGGACACCGAGCUGGAUGUGUCCUCCCUGGAAAAGCACCUGCAGACACUGCACAGCACUGCCACCCACUUCGACAAGAUCGGGCUGGAGGAGGAGUUCCGGAAACUGACCAAUGUCCGGAUCAUGAAGGAGAACAUGAGGACGGGCAACCUGCCGGCGAACAUGAAGAAGGCCAGGGUCAUCCAGAUCAUCCCGUAUGACUUCAACCGGGUGAUCCUUUCCAUGAAAAGGGGUCAAGAAUACACAGACUACAUCAACGCCUCCUUUAUAGAUGGCUACCGACAGAAGGACUAUUUCAUCGCCACCCAGGGGCCCCUGGCGCACACAGUGGAGGACUUCUGGAGGAUGGUGUGGGAGUGGAAGUGCCACACGGUCGUAAUGCUGACGGAGGUCCAGGAGAGAGAACAGGAUAAAUGCUUCCAGUACUGGCCGACAGAGGGCUCAGUGACUCAUGGCGAGAUAACAGUCGAGAUAAAAAGCGACACGCUUUCGGAAGCCAUCAGCAUACGGGACUUCCUGGUCACCUUCAAGCAGCCCCUGGCCCACCAGGAGGAGCAGACCCGCAUGGUCCGCCAGUUCCACUUCCACGGCUGGCCCGAGGUCGGGAUCCCGGCCGAGGGCAAAGGCAUGAUCGACCUCAUUGCAGCCGUGCAGAAGCAGCAACAACAGACGGGCAACCACCCCAUCACCGUGCACUGCAGUGCUGGAGCCGGGCGAACAGGUACAUUCAUAGCGCUCAGCAACAUUCUGGAACGAGUAAAAGCCGAGGGCCUUUUAGACGUAUUCCAAGCUGUGAAGAGUUUGCGACUUCAGAGACCACAUAUGGUGCAAACCCUGGAACAGUAUGAAUUCUGCUACAAAGUGGUACAAGAUUUUAUUGAUAUAUUUUCUGAUUAUGCUAAUUUCAAAUGAAAAUUCCUGCCUUAAAAUAUUUUUUAAUUUAAUGUACAGUGAGAAUGCAUUGGGGUCGAGGAGGAAAAUGGAGGGAACUUUGCAAGACUCACCAGCUGGUCCCAUAUGUUUUCAUUGUUAAAACCCCAAGUCCAGAGCCUUUCUUUGACUGAAGGAGAAGAGAGAGAAGCAAGCUUUCAUUCGGCACCAAACCCUGGAAACCGAGCCGGCUAGUUGUGGUGAAGGUAACUAAAGUCAAAGUCAGGGAAUGGGUUUGGGUCUAAUUUAGGAACCCUCAUUAGAAUCUGUCAGGCCUUUUAGUGGCCACCUGGCAUCUCUUGGAUGGAGAUUAAGAUCAACCUUAUCCGGGGUACCCUUGGGAAAGUGCCCCAUGUGUGUGUUCUUCCGUCUCCUGUGCCCACUGCAAGCAUCCUGGCACCUGCUGUAGCCCUUCCAAUUCUGGAGACAAAGCAGAAGCCACUGUCCCUUGGAGGCACUGGCCCUUCUGGGGGCCUGGGAAUUGUAGCCUCAUGGCCUCUGCCCAGGCCCCCGCACCCAGUCCAAGGCCCCCUCCGGUCCAAACAGUCUCUUUGGGCACUUGGGGACUGGCCGCCCUAUCUGUGCCAGCCAGAAAGCUGACCUCUUCUUCCCCCUCGGUCAAAGUAGGUCCAUUGUACAUAACAAACCAUACCACGCUGACGGCACCGACGCCGCCGUCCUUCCCGUCACGUUUUUGUAUGUUGCAUGCAGUUGCAUUCAAAUGCCAAAUAGCGAUUAGGAGCCUACCGUUCUGAUCGACAAGCUGUACGGUCACUGUGUGACUCACUUUACUGUCUCUCUCCACGUGCUAGACGAAUGAAGAAUGCAUACCAGUGUUUUAAAAGGUAUUUUUAUGUGUUUUUAAAAACUUUUUAAAAUGAGCCUGACAUGUCUGUUUCAGCAUUCCGAGACAUGCCCAUGUUAUUUUUAAAAUGUAUGAUUACUGAUAAUUUUGUUUAACUCAGUUGUGUUUAAUUUAUGUGCAAUCUUUAUAUGUAUGUAUUCCCAGUUUCAACUAUCAUAUUUUCUUUUAUUACAUCUAUAAUUUGAUCUUGCUCUGAUUAUAAUGCCAGUGAAUGUUGCUGAAUUCUUUGUAUAUGCAAAUUGCAAGAUCUAAAACAUUCUGAUGCAAGGAUAAAUCUUUACUUUGA
Molecule: messenger RNA, 3275 nt
Organism: Neomonachus schauinslandi (Hawaiian monk seal)
Lineage: Eukaryota; Metazoa; Chordata; Mammalia; Carnivora; Phocidae
Gene: PTPRE
Product: protein tyrosine phosphatase receptor type E
Exons: 20
Coding region: 1-2106 (701 amino acids)
Biological process (GO): protein dephosphorylation
Molecular function (GO): protein tyrosine phosphatase activity
Source: RefSeq, a predicted model, not a curated record